CUCGCGGGCCCCCAGGCUAACCCCCGCUUGUAGCCUUAAAUCUCCUACCAUGGGGGAAGAAGGCGGCGGCCGCAGCUGUGGGAGCACUAGGGAGCUGCAGAAGCUGAAGCAGCAGGCGAUGGAGUAUUACCGCGAGAACGACGUUCCACGCAGGCUGGAAGAGCUGCUCAACUCCACCUUCUACCUCCAGCCUGCCGACGUCUACGGGCACCUGGCAAACUGCUUUUCUAAACUUGCAAAACCUCCCACCAUAUGCAAAGUUGUGGGGAAAAAUGUGCUGGAUGGACUUGGGCUUCCAACCCUCCAAGUGGAAAUAUUCUGCACCAUUCAAAAUUUUCCCAAGAACAUAUGUUCUGUGGUGAUCGCAACUCACUUUGAAGCCCACGAGAACGCUUCACCUGAGCUCGUUGAAGCCGAGGAAGUGGAAAGGUUGGAUGCUGUCAGCACCGCAGUGCGGUGGGUCAACGAAACCCUCACUGAGGAGCUGCAGGGCCUCGUGCCCUCCAGCCAGGCUGAGGUGGAUCAGGUGCUCAGGACAUUCUUUGAAAAUAAAGUACAAGAAGAUAAGGAGAGAAAAGAAUUGGAAAAGAACCUACAAGACUCAACAGCGCUUUCACCCCAGCCGCCGCCACCACCACCUCCUCCUCCACCUCCAUCCAAGAAAAAAGGACAAAAGCAAGGAAGGAUGGAGACUUCUGCAGAAAAACCAGUCAUACCUGCAGAGCCUCCUGAGCCUGUCCUCUGUGGCAGCAUGGCCAUAGGGGCUGUGUCACUGGCUGUUGCCAAAGCCAGUGCUGUGCUGGACAAUAAUCCUCUCUACCUGAACAUUGCAUUAUCGAAGCACCACCAGGAACAGCCAGAAAAGCUAACUAUACCUCUUCUGAUGGUGUCGCUGGUCAGCUGUGGGAAGUCAUCACCUGGGAAGCUGAAUUUGAUGAAAGAAGUGAUCUGUAUACCCCAUCCUGGAUUAACAGCUAAACAAGGUGUAGAGAUGCUUCUGGAAAUUCAGAAACACAUCAACAAAGCAAUUGAAAUGUCCCCUCCUCCAAAGCCAGAGACGAAAAAAAGUCACGAUGGAGGCAAAAGAGGCCAACAGCAGAUCACCGGCAAGAUGUCCCAUCUUGGCUGUUUAACCAUUAAUUACGACACUGUAGAGCAGCCACUGCUCCUCAUACAAGGAAUCUGUGCGAACCUGGGGCUAGAAUUGGGAACGAACCUGCAUCUAGCCAUCAACUGUGCCGCACAUGAGCUGAUGGACUACCAGCCACAGGAAGGCAUUAGUAAAUCAGUCAUUCUGGUGCACUCCACCUCCCUCCCCGUACCUAAAUGCCCCAGGUACCAGUGCUGGACACAGAUUUGGACUGGACAUAAGGGUGCUGUUUUUGCAGACAUCAUACUAAAUUCUCCAGGUCCGUUCACUCCUAGUAAAGGAAAGUAUGAAGUGAUGAUGGGGACCUACAAAAAUGCAGCUGAGAUGGUUGACCUGUAUGUGGAUCUGAUCAACAAGUUCCCUUCAAUUAUUGCCUUAAUUGAUCCUUUCAGGAAGGAGGACUCUGAACAGUGGGACAGCAUCUAUAAUGCUCUUGGUUCCAGGUGUUACAUAAUUGCAGGCACCGCGUCCAAAAGCAUCUCUAAACUGCUAGAGGAGGGCAACAUCAGCAUCCUCAAAUACAGCGGGCUGAUCAUAAAACACACAAACCAAACUACGAUGUCGGACUUGGUGGAAAUAACCAAUCUCAUUGACGGUAAGAAGCUCAUUGCCGUCUUUGGAAGCACAGAAGGAGAAUCGUCUGAUGACAGCCUUGUCGAUUUGGCUGUUGGACUUGGUGUCCGGUUUAUCAAGUUGGGAGGUCUUUCUCGUGGCGAACGGGUGACCAAGUACAACCGCCUCUUUACUAUAGAGGAAGAACUUGGCCAGAAUGGAACACUGGGCUUCAAUGAAGAACACACAUUUUUCUCCUGGAAUGAGGAAGCUGAAAAGGCUGGUGAGCUGCACAAGGUCCCUGAGCCCAUCUUCCCCACAGAAGUUGCGGAGGAACUCGCCAAACUUUGAGCAUCUUCCCACCGGGGUUGCACGCACCCCAGCUGACAGCCACACCACUCAGACUGUUAGACUGAUAGACCUGGAGGAUAUCUUCAUUUUGCUUUUGCUCCAAAAACUUCACUAACUUGUGUGCUUUUUCUUCCUUUACGUUUACUGUUUGGUGAAAGACAGAGAUAGUAUUUUGCCUGAAAUUAUACCUGUGAACCUGUCUUCCAGCUGUCACAUUUCUGUGGGGAUCCUGUUUGUACCUGUUCAUGCUCUGGUUCAUGGAAAAACUGUCUUGCACAUGUUUGUAUAUGUCCAUUUGAGGGGGAGGGGUCAUGACCCAGUAGAACAGUCCAAUAUUUUUGCCACCAACUCCACACUCAGUUCAAACACCCCAUACUUUACUAGUCAGAACAUCUCUAAAAAUAAACAUCUUUUACACUGGGAGCCUUCUCUGCCAGGAAAAGGUAUACAUCUUCUCUUUUUAUCUUAAAUAUCCAUGCUAUAAAGCACACACACAGUUUUAUAGCCAACCUCGUGCAAAACUAUGAGUUUCACAUAUUUUUUUAAGAGCCAAACAGCUUCCUCUAACUUUCCUACCCUCAAAUCCCUUUUCUCUGAUUCCCACCUCUUUCUAAAUUUUAAUUUUUCAUCUAUCAUUUAUAUCUCUGGGGAAUCUCCUUAGAGCCUUUUUGGAAUGAGUAUAAAUGAUAAAAUAAAUGAGUAUAAAUUCAGUAAACACUGAGUUUAUUCAUUUGAUGAAUGAAUAAAUACUUUUAAAG
Bubalus bubalis (water buffalo) is the source of this 2811-nucleotide messenger RNA. RefSeq names its product enolase 4 (gene ENO4). The record is from RefSeq and is a predicted model, not a curated record. Gene Ontology annotation, molecular function: phosphopyruvate hydratase activity; magnesium ion binding. NCBI's taxonomy places the organism in Eukaryota, Metazoa, Chordata, Mammalia, Artiodactyla, Bovidae. Bases 50 to 2053 code for a protein of 667 amino acids. Gene Ontology annotation, cellular component: phosphopyruvate hydratase complex. The transcript has 15 exons. Gene Ontology annotation, biological process: glycolytic process.